AUGUCAAAUAUUCAAAAUACUUUGAAACGAAUGGUUCGUAAAUGGACCACUAAAGAUGGACUUCUAGGAGAUUAUGAUUAUAAAUAUUUAUUUACUCCAGAUAUUCCAUUUAUAACUAAAGAACUUAAAACUCAACCAUUUUUCGGAAUUGAUUCUGAUAUGCCAAUAUUAUUAGGAGCAAUAUUAGGAUUUCAACAUGCAUUAGCCAUGUUAGCUGGGAUAGUGACUGUACCCAUUAUGGUUGCUUCUACUGCCAAUUUAUCAGUAGAAAUUGAACAAUAUUUAGUUAGUACAUCAUUAAUUGUUAGUGGAAUAUUAUCAUUAAUUCAAAUCACAAGAUUUCAUAUUCCUAAAACUCCUUAUUAUAUAGGAACAGGUUUAUUAUCAGUUGUUGGAACAUCAUUUGCUACUAUUACUAUUGUCACUAAGGCAUUCCCUAUGAUGUAUGCUGAUGGUACUUGUCCUAUGGCUAGUGAUGGAGUCACAAAAUUACCAUGUCCUGAUGGAUAUGGGAAAAUUUUAGCUAGUGCUUGUUGUUGUGCAUUAUUAGAAAUUUUAUUAUCAUUUAUGAAACCAUCAAUAUUACAAAAAAUCUUCCCACCUUUAGUUACUGGUCCUGUGGUUAUGUUAAUUGGAAUUCAUUUAGUAGAAAGUGGAUUCACUGAUUGGGUUGGUGGAGCUAGUUGUCAAAAUUCUGAAACUUGUACUUAUGGGAAAUUUUCUGCUCCUUGGGGUGAUGCAAAAUUUAUUGGAUUAGGUUUUUUGGUUUAUGUAUCAAUCAUAUUGGCAGAAAGAUUUGGUGCUCCAAUUAUGAAAAGUUGUGCCGUUAUAUUUGGUUUAUUAAUUGGUUGUAUUGUUGCUGCUGCUGCUGGUUAUUUCAGUUCCGAUAAUGUUGAUGCUGCCCCUGCUGCUAGUUUUAUGUGGGUUCAUACAUUUAAAUUAACUGUUUAUGGUCCAGUCAUAUUACCAUUUUUGGCCGUCUAUAUUGUUCUUAUGAUGGAAUGUAUUGGUGAUGUCACUGCUACUAGUGAUGUUUCUCGUUUACCAGUUUCGGGAGAAAUGUAUGAAUCAAGAAUUCAAGGUGGAGUUUUAGGUGAUGGUAUUUGUGGUAUACUUUCCACAUUAAUGACCAUGACUCCAAUGUCAGUUUUCGCUCAAAAUAAUGGGGUUAUUUCUAUAACAAAAUGUGCUAAUAGAAAAGUUGGUUAUUGGUGUGCAUUUUUCUUAAUUGUUAUGGGAGUAUUUGCUAAAUUUGCUGGUGCCAUUACAUCAAUUCCUAAACCAGUUCUUGGUGGGAUGACAAGUUUCCUUUUCUGUCUGGUGGCAAUUAGUGGUAUUAAAAUUAUUUCUACUACAGAAUUCACUAGAAGAGAUAGAUUUGUUUUAACAGCAGCAGUAUUACCUGGAUUAGGAGCUACCAUGCUUCCAAAUUGGUUUGAAAAUGUAUUCACUUAUCAAGGUGAUAAUAAAUCAUUAAAAGGAUUUUUCAAUGCCAUUAUUGUGGUGGUAGAAAGUGGAUUUUGUUUAUCAGGGGUUAUUGCCGUGAUAUUAAAUCUUUUAAUUCCUCAAGUCGAAGAUGAUGUAGAAGAAAUUAAUGAAUUGGUGCUUGAUGUCGUUGGUAGUGCUACUGAAAGUGCUAGACAGAAAUUUGAAGAAAAAGAGGGGGUUAAAUUAGAAGCUUUAAGAAGUCAAUUGAGUAAUAUUAAAAGUAAUGGAGGAAGUCAAAAUGGUAUGACUGUACUUCAUAGAAAUGAUGGAUUCCCUGAUUUGAAAUAA
Messenger RNA from Candida dubliniensis CD36, 1776 nucleotides. It is a transcript of the gene XUT1, whose product is annotated as Xut1p. Gene Ontology annotation, biological process: transmembrane transport; xanthine transport. Bases 1 to 1776 code for a protein of 591 amino acids. The transcript has a single exon. Gene Ontology annotation, molecular function: xanthine transmembrane transporter activity. Gene Ontology annotation, cellular component: membrane; fungal-type vacuole. NCBI's taxonomy places the organism in Eukaryota, Fungi, Ascomycota, Pichiomycetes, Serinales, Debaryomycetaceae. The record is from RefSeq and is a predicted model, not a curated record.